This is a messenger RNA of Aspergillus ruber CBS 135680, 2583 nucleotides long. RefSeq lists its product as uncharacterized. The transcript is spliced from 3 exons. Lineage: Eukaryota; Fungi; Ascomycota; Eurotiomycetes; Eurotiales; Aspergillaceae. The record is from RefSeq and is a predicted model, not a curated record. Bases 1 to 2583 code for a protein of 860 amino acids.
AUGCAACGUGGCAGCAAUCCAGACGAGAUUGAAUUAGACAGUUUUCGGUUACGUGAGCAGGCCUCCGAAGAGUCAUCUGUGGCAUCAAAACUAGUUCCCUGCCUACCCCGGGGUCUUCAAAAUCGAAUCAAGAAAGGCCAAGAAAACCAACAAGAGUGGAUCACGGGUGUCGUUAUUUGCGCUUGUGGUACCUUUAUCAUCUUAUCUCUGAAUAUCAUCCUCACAGUCAUUGCUGCUGCCAUAUUCUAUUCAAAGCCCCAGGAACAAGAAUCCAUUUCCGCCCUUCUCUACCAGGGAAAAUGCUCUGUUUCGAAGAACUGGGCUCGUGGCCUGCAUUUUUUGAUAAACGUACUCAGCACCCUCAUGUUAGCAGCAAGCAACUUUUGCAUGCAGUGCCUGAGUUCCCCGUCUCGGGAUGAAGUCGACAUUGCGCAUGCUCAGGGGAAAUGGCUUGACGUGGGUGUACCCAGUUUGAAGAACCUCACAUCCAUUGGUGUGAAACAGCGCAUGCUUUGGUUUGCACUACUUGUCACUUCUUUGCCCAUCCAUCUACUAUACAACUCUGCUAUAUUCUCUUCACUGGCAACAAAUGAGUAUGGCGUUAUCCUCAUGUCAAGCGACCUCGAUUACAGUAAAGACCCGGAUCAUUCGAAUUGCUUUGAGCAGCACAUCAAUAUAAACGAGUCGACAUUUGACUCUAGAUUCCGCAAUUUUCAAAACCUUACCAAGCAGAAUUGCAUUGAGACCUACGCAGCAGACUUUGUCACGGAUCGAGGUACUUUGAUUCUUGCCAGCAAGGAUCUCACAUCUAAUGAUUCGCUGCGAUUCGUGGGAACUGGACAACAGCCAGCAUCUUAUUUUGAAACCGUGCCCGACCCUUAUGGUUGGAUGUGCGAUGAAGUAUCUUGUACAACAGACGAUCCACAAGAGCUCGUCAACAGAUCAUUCAAAGAAGCAGCCCCUUGGAUUGCACCAGCAUUAUCGGCAAGAUUCUACCUGAAUGCAUCGUAUGCAGUGAAUAUCACGCAAAGGUAUGAUACUCGCAAUAACAUACGGUCACUAGAAGGUGAUUUAGACCGAGAUGUUAAGCACCUCCAAAGAUUUAUGGCCUCGUAUCCUGAGGAGCAACAGCUAAAGCAGUAUCUUGAUGAUGCCACUCAUUGGCGGAACAGUUCUUGGGCCAAGCAGAUCAUGGUUCAGGAAAAUGGAUACGCCUGCCCGCCUAUAACCAAGGACGAUUAUGGACUUUAUUUCCACCCUUCCAACCCUUUCAAGGAAUAUCGCUCCUCCGCUGAAGAACGUCUCAUUACGUUUGACUACUGUUUAAGUGAAAGAAUCGAUGAGAAAUGCCAGCUUUACUUCAGUCCUCCCAUUUGCCUUGUUGUCAUACUCUGCAACGUUGUCAAGGUGAUAUGCAUGUUCUUGACGAUUCAUAGCAAUAAGAAAAGAAUUUUAUUGACUGUUGGUGACGCUAUAUCUUCAUUUCUCUCCAAGCCUGACAUCACGACUCAAGGAGAGUGUCUUUUGUCGGCCUCAAAAAUUAACUCUCGAUACCCGUCCAAGACUUCCUUUUUUCAAAAGAACGACACGAAUAUCCUCCCCAGAAGAAAACGAUGGGCACAAGUUAUUAGCUCCAUGUAUUGGAUGGCCAUGAUUGCCUUGAGUUUGUCAGUUAUUUCGGUGUCUAGCUAUCUUCUUUCUUUGGCUUUCAGCGGCUUUUCGAAAAGAGGGUAUCAACACUCGAUCAAAUACCUAUGGAACUUGGGUUUUGGGUCUGCCACAACGCGCACUACGAUCUACCAAUUCUUGAAUUCCAGCUAUGUCCUAUUGGUUUUCAUGGCAAACACCCCUCAAUUAAUUGUCUCUGUGGUCUACUUUCUCUACAACAAUAUCUUGACCAAAAUGCUUCUUGCCUAUGAAUACGAUAGUUACGGCAUACAACGGAAACCAUUGCGCGUUUCAUGGCCAAAGGGGAAACAGCGUUCGACUUACUACCUCACUCUCCCGUAUCGAUACAGCAUCCCACUUCUGGUCACCUCCGCAGUAUUGCAUUGGCUGGUCUCCCAAAGCUUCUUUUUUGUGGCCAUUAUUCUAUUCGACAUUCGUGAAAAGUCGGAAGGUAAUUAUCGGGUUUUCUCAUGUGGAUACUCGCCAAUGGCUAUCAUUCUCGCCAUCUUUGUCGGUGGCCUGAUGAUUCUUGCAAUAUUAUGUUUGGGGAUAAGGCGUUUUAAAUCGGAUAUACCCAUUGCUGGGAGCUGUAGCGCCGCAAUCAGCGCUGCAUGUCACCCUCUCACUGGCAAAGGACACGAACUCAGAGCCAUCCAAUGGGGCGAGAUUCAGGCACCAUCCGAACACGACAUCGUCUCGACUCAGGCAACCAAACAAGCCGCAUCCCAAUCUGUAUCCAGUCUGCAGUCAAUAGGUCUCGAUGCGGGGGAGGAAUCGAGUACGCAACUGGGAGGAAGCCAUAUCCACCUAUUGGAUCCGGCGGGGCAAGGAUCCUAUGUUGGGGAAGGACAUGGCCAUUGUAGCUUUACGUCUGAUGAGGUUAAUACUCCUCGUCCUGGACGGCUAUAUGCCUGA